Molecule: messenger RNA, 699 nt
Organism: Cladophialophora bantiana CBS 173.52
Lineage: Eukaryota; Fungi; Ascomycota; Eurotiomycetes; Chaetothyriales; Herpotrichiellaceae
Exons: 2
Coding region: 1-699 (232 amino acids)
Source: RefSeq, a predicted model, not a curated record
AUGCAGAUAGCUCCGCCCUCAUAUCCCACCUCUAUGACCCAGCAGCCAACAGAGUCUUACAAGGCUUAUACAGAGUUUCCUAGUGAUGUUGUGGAGGAAAACGGACAGCAAUCAAGAAAAUCCCUGAUCCGAGUGGGAGAUCUUCUCAACAUCGAUGUGCAGGAACUAAUCUUGCAAUGGGCUCACCAGGAUAUUCCCAAAAUUACAAAGGCAUAUCCCUUGAAGGGAGGAUGGGAAGGCCGGGCGCAAGUCGAGAUCGCCAUCCUGAUUGGAAAUUAUUACGCUCAGGCCGCUGCGACGGUGCUGGGCCCUACGACGACCGUCACUUUGAGUAGAGAGGUCGCCUUCUACGAAUCGUCGCCGCCCCAGCGCGCCGACAUUGUUGUAACUACCUCAGACGGCCCCAGGGAUGAUUAUGUUAUCAUCGAGCUGAAGUGUGAGGGCGCUUUCAACACGCCCAAUUUCACACAGGGUGUCACGACCGACGUGAAGAAGAUCGAGGCGGGCAUCAAGCCAGCGUUCUGGCUCGCAAAACGGUUCGCGCACGCGAUCACCACGAGCGAAGAGGGAUACCAGCAGAUGCAAAAUGCGGGAUAUACGAGGAAUGAUCAGGUGUUGCUCUCCGUCCCCGGGGGGGUGCGAAGAUUGUACUGUGGACGUUCGAGGCCGAACUGUAUGAUGCGGCUUCGGUGGAACUAG